Molecule: messenger RNA, 162 nt
Organism: Arabidopsis lyrata subsp. lyrata
Lineage: Eukaryota; Viridiplantae; Streptophyta; Magnoliopsida; Brassicales; Brassicaceae
Exons: 2
Source: RefSeq, a predicted model, not a curated record
AUGCAUGCUUAUGAUGUGGUGGGCAUCUCGUCUACUGAAAAGUUGGAGAAGGGAAUCAGAAACUCGUACCCUACAUAUGGUUGCUCUUCUGCUGGUUUAAUAGUUGGGAUUGAUCGUGUACUAGUCUUUCUUAAAGGCCAAGAAUUUUGACGUCGUGGUUAA